AGAGGGAGAGAGAGGUGGAUGGAGUGUGCUGUCUCCUGUUCAUUUUCAGAAUAGAUCAGAGCAGUGAUGAAGGUGGAGGAGACAGAACCCGAGUCUAAAUUCGGAGACUCUAGGAAGUUUGACCCAAGUUUUAAAGGCCCGAUACAGAACAGGAGCUGCACUGAUGUCCUGUGUUGUCUCCUCUUUAUCCUGGCACUGGUGGGGUAUUUCGCAGUGGGACUUCUGGCCUGGUCUCAGGGAGAUCCAAGGAAGGUGAUUUACCCCACAGACAGCAGGGGACAGUUCUGUGGGCAGCAGGGGACGCCACUGGAGAAAAAGCCUCUGCUCUUUUACUUCAACAUUCUGAAGUGUGCGAGUCCACUAGUGCUGCUGGAGUUCCAGUGCCCUACCACACAGAUCUGUGUAGAGAAGUGUCCGGAUCGUUUCCUGACUCUGGUGAAGGCGAAGCAGAAUAAUCAGGACCUGCAGUAUUACUCACAGUUCUGUAAGGAAGGCGUCGACGUCACACAGACCACUCCAGAGCUCCUGCGGGACAGGGCGUGUCCAGCUAUGAUCUUCCCCAGCAAGCCUUUUACACGCCGAUGCCUCCCAGCUCUGGAGACGAAAAAGGGCGGAGUUGUUGUUAUCGGCAAUGAGACGAUAUUCACAGAUGGAAACAACACGAAUGUAAACGCCACUGACCUGCUCGAGGCAUCAAAGAAGUCAAACAUCGUGAUGGAGGCGCGGCAGGUGUUCAUGAGGAUCUUUGAGGAUUAUACACAGUCCUGGCAUUGGAUCCUGCUUGGGUUGGUGGUGGCGAUGGUGCUCAGUCUGGUGUUCAUCGUGUUGUUGCGGUUGUUAGCGGGGGUGAUGGUGUGGGUGAUGAUCUGCAUGGUGCUACUUGUUAUUGCAUACGGUAUAUUUCACUGUUGUAUGCAUUACCUGCAGUUCCGAGGACAGCCUGGUGCAGACGUGUCGAUCACAGACCUGGGCCUGCAGACCGAUUUCUCUGUGUAUCUGCAGCUGCAGCAGACGUGGCUCGCCUUCACGAUCAUCCUGUGUAUUGUUGAGGUCAUCAUCAUCCUCCUGCUCAUCUUCCUCAGGAAACGUCUCCAGAUCGCCAUCGCUCUGAUUAAAGAGGCCAGCAGAGCAGUGGGUUAUGUGAUGUCAUCACUGUUCUAUCCCCUGUUGACCUUUGCCCUUCUGGCUCUCGUGAUUGCAUACUGGGCCACCACUGCUGUUUUCCUCUCGACGUCCAGCCAUGCGGUGUAUAAAGUGUUUAACAGCACCGAGUGUGAGUUCAGCAGGCAGACGUGUGACCCUGAGACGUUUAACAGCUCGAACAUCUCCUCAGUGUGUUCUGAUGCUGAGUGUGUGUUUGUGUUUUACGGUGGUGAGACGUUCUAUCACCGGUACCUGGUUCUGUUCCAGUUCUAUAACCUCUUCCUGUUCUUCUGGUGUGUGAACUUCGUGGUGGCGUUGGGUCAUGUGACCCUGGCCGGAGCAUUUGCCUCCUACUACUGGGCCUUCAAGAAGCCCGAAGAUAUCUCAGCAUUCCCCAUCUUCAGUUCACUCGGCCGCGCUCUGAGGUAUCACACAGGUUCUCUGGCAUUUGGUUCUCUCAUUCUGGCGAUUGUUCAGGUGAUCAGAGUCACUCUGGAGUACCUCGACCAAAAACUGAAAGGAGCUGAGAACAAAUUUGCAAAGUUUCUGCUCAGCUGCCUGAAGUGCUGCUUCUGGUGUUUAGAGAAGUGCAUCAAGUUCCUCAACAGGAACGCCUACAUCAUGGUGGCGAUUUACGGUAAAAACUUCUGUGCGUCUGCUAAGGACGCCUUCUUCCUCCUCAUGAGGAACAUCAUCAGGGUGGCCGUUUUGGACAAAGUGACUGACUUCCUGUUGUUUCUGGGGAAACUGCUGAUUGUAGGGAUUGUAGGAAUCGGGUCCUUCUUCUUCUUCUCUGGGAGAAUAACAGCUGUGGAGGAAGCAGCACCUUCACUCAACUACUACUGGGUUCCUAUACUGACAGUGGUGUUUGGGACGUAUGUAAUCGCUCACGGUUUCUUCAGUGUGUAUGCGAUGUGUGUGGACACGCUGUUCCUCUGCUUCUGUGAGGAUCUGGAGAGGAACGAUGGCUCCACUGAGCGGCCGUACCUCAUGUCUCCUGAGCUGCACGACAUUUUAUCUGUUAGCAAAGUGGUGGAGGAGGAAGAAAUGAGAGAUGGAGAAGAAGAAGUGACGCUUCAGGAAAAUGGAGAGGUACAGCUCAAACAGCAGGAGAGUCUCAAGCAGGAAAACGAAGAAGAAACACCACUAAUGCAGGAGACAGUGUUAAAACAGGAAGUAACGCUAACACAGGAAGUGCCACUAAAGCAGGAAGUAACGCUAACACAGGAAGUGCCACUAAAGCAGGAAGUAACGCUAACACAGGAAGUGCCACUAAAGCAGGAAACAGCAGGAAUGCAGGAGAAGAUGCAGAAGGAAGCAGAGCUCACACAGGAUGCUGUAAGAGAAAAGGAGGAAAAAAAACAAACACAAGAAGUAGCAUUAACAAUGAAAAUUCCUCAAAACGCAGUGCAGCAAAACGGAAUCCACGAGGACGAUGUGCAAGAGACCAACAAGCUGCGAGAAGAAAAACAACUACAAGAAGAAAAAGAAGAACAGCAGGAACUUGAAGAAGCCAAGCCUCAGGAGAACGGUCCUCAGGAGAGCGAGACUCCACUAACGCCUCAGAAUGAGUAGCGUGACGUGACGAGGACCAGCGACGUGCUGAUGUUUGUAUUUAUAUGAUAUUAAUACUUUUCUGUGUCGUCGGUUGUAAAUAAACCUCAGUGCGUCCCAUUCUGGAUUCCGCUUCACCACGCUAAUUAACUUAACUAGCUAAACUAAGCUAACUAAUGCUAACUAGCACUACUGAAAGAGUUAAACUGAAAAAAAAGAAACAAAACAAAAUCGAAAACCAGCAGUAAUUCCACAGCUGUGAGGCAAAACAACGUCAUAACCCCAAACACAACAAAAGGCGUAUCAUGUUUGGACCAAUCACAGGUGGGGGGCGGGGUCAGAUACACAGUUCCAUGAAUUUCUCGCUUCUUUUAGCCUUGAAAUGUGUGAUAAGGAAAAUGUUCACUGCAGUCACUCCUCAGUCACAGAGACCUUUCAGUCAGCCAUGAGUUUCAUGAGGAGUGGAAUUCUGGGAUUGCUGUUUCCAUGGAGACGCUUCCUACCCACUUCUGAAUGCAACCUGGUGAUAAUAUUUCCUGCUAAAUAUCGCGGUGUAUUGUAAACAUGAUAAUCUGUGUGUGUGUGGGGGGGGUUUCAGGAAUGCAGUAGCAGUUUAGCAUUGUGGAAUGAUUUGAUUUGAAAAUAAUCUACAAAUCUGUAAAUGUUUACAUUGUGGAGCUCGAGUUCGUCCUCCUGACAUCACAAACACAGAUCAGUGGGGUUUAACCCUCACCCGAGACAAACCUUAUACAUCAUUACACAUUAAAUAUUGGGUUGAUGGUCUGCUAAAGCUAACUGACUGAAAUUAGCAUGUUGUUUAACAAGCUAAACAGAAACUGCUAGCUUGCACAUCGCCACCUCACAUAAGAUGAUAGCUAGCUUAGUUACUGCCAUGCUAGUUAUAAAAUAAUAAAUAAACAUAACCUACACAACAUCAGGAGGCACAGCUACACCCACUGCCAUGACCACCACCUUGGCCACACCCACUACAGUGAAUGUGAUUGCCUUUUCUCUUUUUCUUCCUCUUUCUCUUUUUUCUAUCUUCGUGUUGUUGCUGUGAUUUCAGUCAAUAAACUGUUUCCUGCUUCAACUCCUCACCUGAGUGCUAAUGCUAACAUUCUCCUCACUUCCCCCUGCUUUACAGCGGUACAGUCCAUCAAUUUAUAAUUGAUGCUAUUAUUAUUAUUAUUAUAUUUUCUAUAAUAUUAAUAUUUUAUAUUGUUUAUCAUUUAUUGUUGCUGUUUGUUUUUGUUACUGUUUGGUUGUUUGUUGUUGU
Neoarius graeffei (lesser salmon catfish) is the source of this 3973-nucleotide messenger RNA. It is a transcript of the gene slc44a2, whose product is annotated as solute carrier family 44 member 2. Gene Ontology annotation, molecular function: choline transmembrane transporter activity. The record is from RefSeq and is a predicted model, not a curated record. Lineage: Eukaryota; Metazoa; Chordata; Actinopteri; Siluriformes; Ariidae. The transcript is spliced from 22 exons. Gene Ontology annotation, biological process: choline transport; transmembrane transport. The coding region runs from base 67 to 2718 and encodes 883 amino acids. Gene Ontology annotation, cellular component: membrane.